Trematosphaeria pertusa is the source of this 396-nucleotide messenger RNA. RefSeq lists its product as uncharacterized. The transcript has a single exon. The record is from RefSeq and is a predicted model, not a curated record. NCBI's taxonomy places the organism in Eukaryota, Fungi, Ascomycota, Dothideomycetes, Pleosporales, Trematosphaeriaceae. Bases 1 to 396 code for a protein of 131 amino acids.
AUGUACGACCUGGUUGAGUGCCUGCGAUACGACGGCGGCGAGAGCCCUGAGAAGCGUGAUGCCAUUUUGUCCGAUUUCGCCCAGGCGGAUGGGAGCAAAGUGCUCCUAAUGUCCCAUGCGGCGGGUGGCAUUGGGCUGAAUGUAGUUUGCGCAAACGCCACCAUCCUGUGUGCGCGCUGGUGGAAGAAGGAAUGGGAAGAGCAGGCGAUGAAGAGGGCCUAUCGGCUGGGGCAGAUGAGAGCAGUCACCUUUGUGACUCUGUUUGUAGAGAAUUGCGAUGCCGAGCGCUACAAGGCCAACGCACCGGACCGCAAGCACAAGUUCAAUACGAGAGUAGUGGAAGCAAUCACGAGGCCCGACCACGAGAAACCGUGGGUUUGGGGUAAUCUGAGAUAG